Adineta ricciae is the source of this 363-nucleotide messenger RNA. Lineage: Eukaryota; Metazoa; Rotifera; Eurotatoria; Adinetida; Adinetidae. The record is from the annotation of a GenBank genome assembly.
AUGAUUCUUGCUUAUAUUUUUAUGGUUAUGACUUAUGCAUACGUUGUAGUUACAUUAAUUAUGAUCUUUUUAUGUUAUCGAUAUAUUACAAAUUUGAUUUAUCCAAAGAAAAAAGAUGAAGUGACUUUUAUGGAAAGACAAAUGAAACGAUUGGCGUAUAAUCCACAAAUAAUUCUUCAAGCAGCUUUUCGUUUACUUCCAUAUUUAGUGUCGAUAUUAUUUAAUUUAUCACAAUUUUUGUAUUAUGGAUCGGAUUAUUUGGGUGCAAUUUCAUUGGAAGCAGAUAAAAGAGAUCCAAGUGCAUAUUUUGAACGAGUACUUAAUUCACCACAAAUGGCUCAUACAGUAUUGAGUUCAAUUUAA